CGUACUGUAGCUUUAAGAUUCCGUUCUCAAUAUCAUUACCAUGCCUUUGCGAACGUGGGCAUUGGCAUGCUUGGCGGUUCUAACACUCUUCGUGUUAUCCGAAGCAGUGAAAAAAGAAGACUUCAAAACAUGCUCGCAGUCAGCCUUCUGUAGACGAAACCGUGCUUUGGCGGAUUCGGUCAAUGCAGAUGCUCAUUGGACCUCUCCUUACACUUUGGUGAAAGGCAGUAUUCGAUUUUCAAACAACUACAUGACAGCCGAUGUUCAAAAUACCCAAACAAACAACGUUCUGGUUUUGGAGUUGCAAGUGCUGGUUGAUAACACGGUUCGAGUCCGCAUGGAUGAAAAAUCUCCAAUUCUCCCUAGAUACAGAGAUCACGAACAGUUUACACUGGUAGACAAGGCGAAGCCAAUCAAACCAUUCCAGAGUGGAAAGAACACCGACGGCGUCGUCAAGAUCGCCCUUGAUGCCGAACGCAAAAUCGUCGUCACGCCCUCUCCUCUCGUUAUUGAGUUCUACGUCAAAGACGAGCCGGUUAUUACUUUGAAUGACCGCGGUUUCUUCAACUUUGAGCACUUGCGUACGAAGGAAUCCCAUAAGCCCAAGAUGGUGAAGCAAAAGAAGGAGGAUGGAACUGAAGAGGAGGUUGAGGCUCCUGAGGAAAAAGAUCUUUGGGAGGAAACCUUCAAGACUUGGACUGAUUCAAAGCCUCGUGGCCCUGAAUCUAUUGGUAUGGAUAUAUCCUUCAACGGAUUUAGCCAUGUUUAUGGUAUUCCCGAACACGCAAGUACCUUCUCUCUGAAGGAAACUCGUGGUGGUGAAGGUGCAUACGAAGAACCCUACAGACUUUACAAUGCUGAUGUGUUUGAAUAUGAAAUGGACAGCCCUGCUGCUCUUUAUGGAUCCGUACCUUUCAUGAUGGCUCAUCGCAAGAACGAAUCUGUUGGUGUUUUUUGGAUGAACCCCUCAGAAACCUGGAUCGAUAUCGUGAAGACAACCGAACAAGCUGAAGGUACUGCCGUUCAAAAGGUGCUCAACCUUGUCAAACCCUCUUCCAACAAGAAGAGCACAAAGACUCAUUGGAUCUCGGAAGCUGGCAUUCUUGAUAUUUUCGUGUUCUUUGGUCCUAGCAGCAAAGAUAUUUUCCGUCAAUAUACUCGUUUGACUGGUCAGCCUGCCAUGCCACAAAACUUUGCUAUUGCCUACCACCAAUGUCGUUGGAACUACAUCAACCAAAACGACGUGCACGAAGUUGACAGUCAAUUUGAUCACCAUGAUAUACCAUAUGACGUAAUUUGGCUCGACAUCGAACACAACGAUGGCAAACGCUACUUCACUUGGGACAGUGGUAAAUUCCCUGAUCCCAUCAAGAUGCAGAAGGAACUGGACCAAAAGGGUCGCAAACUUGUUACCAUUAUCGAUCCCCACAUCAAGAGGGAUGACAACUACUACGUCUGCAAGGAAGCCAAGGACAAGAGUUUGUUCGUCAAGCAGCCAUCAGGCGACGAUUAUGAAGGCUGGUGCUGGCCUGGACAGUCUUCCUGGGUUGACUAUACCAAUGCCGAGUCUCGCAAAUGGUGGGCUGAUAAGUUCAAGCUUGACAACUACGAGGGCUCCACUGAAGCUCUGUUUGUUUGGAACGACAUGAAUGAGCCUUCCGUCUUCAAUGGUCCCGAAAUUACUAUGCCCAAGGAUAUGGUUCACAAUGGAGGUUGGGAGCAUCGUGUCCUUCACAACGUUUAUGGACAAAUCUACCACGGAUCAACUGCACAAGGUCUUGAACAACGCACCAAUGUGCCCAAGCGACCAUUUGUCUUGUCAAGAGCAUUCUAUGCUGGUACUCAGCGUUUCGGCUCUAUCUGGACGGGUGAUAAUAUGGCCCAAUGGGAUGCUCUUCAAGCAUCUAUGCCUAUGAUCCUGACCAUCGGUGUCUCAGGUAUUCCGUUUGCAGGAGCCGAUGUUGGUGGAUUUUUCAACAAUCCAUCCACUGAGCUGUUGGUCCGAUGGUACCAAGCCGGAGCUUUCCAACCUUUCUUCAGAGCCCAUGCCCAUAUCGAUACAAAACGCCGAGAGCCCUGGUUGUUUGGAGAUCCUUACACAUCCAUGAUUCGAAGCGUUGUUAGGGAGAGAUACGCGCUGUUGCCUUAUUGGUAUAAUACCUUCCAAGAAGCCCACGAGACUGGUGUACCCAUCAUGAGACCCUUGAUGGUUGAAUACCCUGAGGAUGAAAAUGUAUUUGCUAUGGAAGACCAGUAUUUGAUUGGAAGCGGUAUCCUGGUAAAGCCCGUCACCGAAGAAGGCGCUACGCAGACGAAUGUUUACUUCCCACCUAGCGACAUUUGGUAUGAUCUGCAUACACACAACCUUGUUCAUGGCCAGGGAUCCCAAGUGGUAUCCGCGCCGCUGGAUGUUGUUCCGGUAUUCUAUCGCGGUGGUUACAUCGUUCCUCGUCGAGAACGCCUACGUCGCAGCUCUCAUGCCAUGACCCUUGACCCCUUCACCCUGGUCAUUGCCUUAGAUAAGCAGGGUGAAGCCAAUGGUAGCUUGUACCUUGAUGAUGGAGAAACAUAUGCUUACGCAAAGGCGGAAUUUUUGAAAGUUUGCAUCCACCAUUGCCUCUGUACGUGUUGAACGUUUGGUGAUUCUCGGUCAAGUUACAGCCACCAAGGCCGUAGCUACCGAUGCCGCUGGGUCACGUCAACUCCAAAUCGAAGAAACAAAGAGUGGAAAGAUCGUUGUUAGAGAUCCUGCCGUCCUCAUUACCGAGAACGGAUGGAAGAUUGAACUUUCCUAAAGGUUCAUCUCCUUGGCCUUAGAGUUUCAGUUUUUUCUUCGAAAAAUAAAAAAAAAAACACACUGUUUACUUUUCCACUCAUCC
Umbelopsis ramanniana AG is the source of this 2879-nucleotide messenger RNA. RefSeq lists its product as uncharacterized. Gene Ontology annotation, biological process: carbohydrate metabolic process; N-glycan processing. Gene Ontology annotation, molecular function: alpha-glucosidase activity; carbohydrate binding. The record is from RefSeq and is a predicted model, not a curated record. Gene Ontology annotation, cellular component: glucosidase II complex. Lineage: Eukaryota; Fungi; Mucoromycota; Umbelopsidomycetes; Umbelopsidales; Umbelopsidaceae. The transcript is spliced from 7 exons. The coding region runs from base 41 to 2632 and encodes 863 amino acids.